GAGAGAGAGAGAGAGAGAGCGAGAGAGCGAGAGAGAGAGAGAGAGAGAGAUGCAGGUUGGACCGGAGCUCUCCUCUCGCCAGUCCCGCGGACCCUGCUAUGGACGUCAGGUUCUAUCCGGCUCCCCCCUCCAGCGUGGGUGCGUGCACGUUAGCGGCUGACUCCGCUUUGGACUAUUACCACUCCAACAAGAGCAGAUACGCCAGUGCAGACCGAGGCGUGAGGCUCUACAGUUCUCUGCCCAUGCGCCCUAACCCCGACGGCAAGAGGCUGCCAUCUUCUGGGUUUGAUGGUGACAACAUGUACAUGAAUGAAAACAACCAUGAGUUCCUCCCGCCCAGCCAGAACUACACAGCUCAGACUGGUGGCGGCAGCGGCAGUAACGGCGGAGGAGCAGGAGGUGGCGGCGGAGGCACCGGCGGCACCAACGGCGGCGGCGGCGGUGGAACGACCGGCGGCAACGGAGCCGGGGAUGAAGACUACGAGAUCCCCCCGAUCACUCCGCCCACCCACCCUGAGCCUCCUCUCCUACACCUGAUGGAGCACGACUCCACGGGUUACCUCUGCCAUUCGCUGUCACACAACGGCCUCAUCAACCCUUAUUCGUACCCGGAGCUGCCCACCCUCAUGAUGUCCAACAUGCUGGCGCAAGAAGGACAGCUGGUGUCUGGCCAGAUGCCCUCGAUGCACGAGAUGGCUUUGCACCACCACCACCUCCACCAACAGCACCAACAACAACAACACCACCACCACCAUCACCGCCACCACCACCACCAGCAGCAGCAUCAGCACCGCCCAGACGACGUUCGUUACGACCCCGCCCGUAACCACGCCCUGAUUAACCGCUCGCCUCCCGUACUGGCCAACCCCAUGAGCGCCCUGUCCCAGCUGAACCCUCAGCUGGGCCGGAGCGCUCUUCCCCACGGUUCCCCCUCGCCUCCCGGGAGCAAAUCGGCCACGCCCUCCCCCUCCAGCUCCAAUCAGGAAGAGGAGACCGAUCCUCAUGCUAAGAUGACGGGGGAGAAACGGCCAUCGUCCGAGAUGAUGAAGCCCAAGCCCAAACCGCAGAAAAAGAAGAAGAAGAAGGACCCCAACGAGCCCACCAAGCCCGUGUCGGCGUACGCGCUCUUCUUCAGGGACACCCAGGCGGCCAUCAAGGGCCAGAACCCCAACGCCACCUUCGGGGACGUGUCCAAGAUUGUCGCGUCCAUGUGGGACGGCCUGGGAGAGGAGCAGAAACAGAACUACAAGAGGAAAACAGAAGCGGCUAAAAAGGAGUACCUGAAAGCCUUGGCUGCCUACAGAGCCAGUCUGGUUUCCAAGACGUACAACGACCCCAUGGAGACAAAAAGUGGCCAAACGAGCCAAGCGUCUCCUCACAUGCUGCCCGCCAACCCCUCCCUGUACAGCGUCCCGCCCCCUCCCCAGUCUUCGUCCCCCUACCUGGGGCCGGGGGCCUUCCCCCUCGCCGAUCUGCAGAGCUACGCCGGCCACGCCCCUCGCCACGCCCUCUCGCAGACGCUCAGCCAAUCGCAGAUGCUGCCCAGCAUUAGUGCCUCUCCGCCCUCCUCCUUCCAGAUCAGCCCGCCGCUCCACCCCCACCAGCAGCUGUCACUGCACCAGAGCUCCCUGCUCAACCAGCCAAUCCGCAUGCAGCAGGUCCAGUCCCAGCCAAUCAUCACUCACCAGAUGGGCCUGCAGGCCUCCCUCCACUCCCCGCCUCCAGGCCAGCAGGGCUUUCCCCACCUCCAGUCAGAGUAUCAGAAAAACAUCGGGGGGCCGCAGUCUCCAGGAGGGUCCGGGGGUCCCGGUCCCGGUCCGGGUCCGGGGGUUCCUCCCGGCCACGACUGGGACGGGGAAUACUGCAACCGAGAGUGCGGCAACCACUGCAGCGGCAGCAUGAUAGGCAGGGACAAGCCCCUCUACCUCACCUGAGCCCCCCCACCCGCACCUCAAAAAGCGACCGCCUCCUCUCCCCCUUCCCUCCUCUCUUACAUACGUGUACAUACGUGUACUUCAACAUACAAACACGCCGCUCCAUGCCAUUGUUUCCUCUCAUGACGGGACUUUUCGGAGGGACCGGGUGGGUGGGCGGGGGUUGGGGGCGACUUCCUGUACAAGCACUUACGAGGCCCCCCCCCUCGUGGUCGCUGCAUGGCAGGCGAGGCCGGGCUGUGGAGCGCUCGCCCUUUUUGUCCCCUCAGGGACCCCAUCCAGCUUUAAUUAGAGAAACUCUGUUCUUGAUGUUGUUGUUGUUGUUGUUACGCUUUUUAUUUAUUUCUGCCUUGCUCCCCCCCCCCAAACUCUGCUGUGGAGAGAUAUUUACUCCCACUCCUACAUUUUUGUUUAUGCUUAAAGGGGACAUAUUGUGGCAAAUUUGACCUUUUAAUGUUUGUAUACAAAUAGUCGUGUCUGCCCACCUGUCUCGUGUGAAAUUAAAAACUAGCGAGUUUAUCUUUAGUUAUCUGCAAGUUGUUUUUGAAAAUAUGUCAGCCUGACAUUACAGCAUGAGCACACGUGACCUUCUUAUGACAAUAUUAGAAUCGUGGACGGGAGAAUACCAACAUCAAGUAUCGAUAUCGGCGUAUAACGGCGUUAAUACAAGUUAUCAGGUACUACUAAAGGCUGCCGAUAGCGGCCAUCGAAAUGACGCUAAGUCAAUCAAAUCUGGCAUGAAGUAAGUCCACCUCGCCAGAGGUUGGCGCCACACUGUG
Messenger RNA from Syngnathoides biaculeatus (alligator pipefish), 2713 nucleotides. RefSeq names its product TOX high mobility group box family member 2 (gene tox2). The transcript is spliced from 10 exons. Gene Ontology annotation, molecular function: chromatin DNA binding. The coding region runs from base 99 to 1934 and encodes 611 amino acids. Gene Ontology annotation, cellular component: nucleus. The record is from RefSeq and is a predicted model, not a curated record. NCBI's taxonomy places the organism in Eukaryota, Metazoa, Chordata, Actinopteri, Syngnathiformes, Syngnathidae. Gene Ontology annotation, biological process: regulation of transcription by RNA polymerase II.